AUCGUCCCCCCAAGAUGGCUCCGCAGUCCGCGUUCCGGGUCGGACUCCUGGUGUCGUUCUCGGUGUUUCUCACCGUGGUGUUGGGCUUCGGGCUGCCGGCUCUCCUGAACGGGGCCAUGCGCCUGCUGGGUCUGCCGGAGACCAGUGUCACGGAGUGUAUCGUCCUGCUCUAUGCAGUUUUCGUGUUGUACGUGGCGCUGCCUCGGAUCCCCAGAGGACUGGUGCAGGUUCCAGGGAGAGCCGUGCUCGUCACCGGCUGCGACAGCGGUUUCGGGCACGCGCUGGCCAAACAUCUGCACCAGCUGGGCUUCACCGUGUUUGCUGGAUGUCUUCUAAAGGAUAAAGGCGGAGAAGGUGCAGAGGAACUUGAGGGAUUGCAUUCAGAUCGGAUGAAGGUAGUGCAGCUGGACGUGUGCUGCGACAAGGGGGUAAACAAGGCGGUGGAGUUCAUCAAAGAAAACCUGGAGGACUCACAAAGAGGUCUGUGGGCUGUGGUGAACAACGCCGGCGUAUCCACGUUUGGGGAGGUGGAGUUCACGUCUCUGGAAACCUACAAACAGGUGUCUGACGUCAACCUGUUUGGCACCAUCAGGGUCACCAAAGCCGUGCUGCCGCUAAUCCGCCGGGCAAAAGGCCGCGUCGUGAACCUGGCCAGCAUGUACGGGAGGAUGGGCAACGCGCUGCGAUCUCCGUACUGCGUAUCUAAAUAUGGCGUGGAAGCGUUCUCAGACUGCCUGCGCUACGAGAUGAAGACCUGGGGGGUUAAAGUGUCCGUAAUCGAACCGGGGAACUUCAUCGUGGCCACCGGCAUCCUAACCCGGGACAUCGUGGCCACCACAGCCAAUAAGCUGUGGAACGAGGCGCCCUCAGAAGUGAAGGAAGAUUAUGGGAAAACCCAUUUUGAGCAGCACAUGGCUCUGAUGCGCUCCUACUGCAACAGCGGAGAGAAGGACAUGGCCCCUGUUCUGGAUGACAUCACAGACGCCAUCGUGUCCAAGCGUCCUUAUACGCGGUACAACCCCAUGGAGCCACACUGGUGGAUCAGAAUGCAGGUAAUGACCCACCUGCCUGGCGCCAUAUCCGACUUCCUGUACUUCUAGAGGACGAGCUGCUCCCGUUCUCGGUUCCUGCAUCAGAUCAGAUCGCAGUGUAUUCUGUGUAGCAUUAUGCAGAUCUACAGACUUCACCCGGAUGUGGGUUUCCAAUUUGUGUUCAACACUUGAAAUCAUUCACUGAUCCAGCCUUAAAAUUAGUAAAUGACGGCACCGUAUUUCUUCAUACAUCUGCCAGGAAUCCUAACUUUGAUCAGAUACACUCCAGUGAGUAGUAGCUACUUAAUUUGUGUCAGAUCCUCUAUGAAAUGCUGUUACAACCACUACACCUGUGUUGCUUGUAUGUCCUGUCUCUUUUUUUCUUUUACAAAUCUGUGCUCGUCUCUUUCUUAUUCUUCCUGAUACUUUCAAUGUUUUGAGAAUAAUCCAGGGCCCUGCUGGCAUGACGACCUGAGCUGAAAGGCUCAUACUGUUCCUUUGUGGCUCACACCGGAACAAACCGGGGUCGGCUUCUGUAAGGCCGUGCUGAGAUUUGGCCCAACUUGCCCCAAAAGUUACAUAACAAUUUACACAAGUGUACUUUGUUUCAUAUGCUCCAUGAGAUCCAGCGUGCUACUGUUGACAACCGAAGUCCUUCAGUGGGAUUAACGGGGUGUUUUGGAAGAAAAAGGUUGCCUGCCACCCUGAUUUUUUUUUUGAUGAUAUAGUAUUUUGUAUGGAGAAUUAUGUAAAUGAAAAGAGCAUUUUACUUUUAAAAUAUAACAAUUAGUGUCUCUUUUUUCAAA
Cololabis saira (Pacific saury) is the source of this 1837-nucleotide messenger RNA. RefSeq names its product 3-hydroxybutyrate dehydrogenase, type 1 (gene bdh1). The record is from RefSeq and is a predicted model, not a curated record. The coding region runs from base 15 to 1100 and encodes 361 amino acids. Gene Ontology annotation, molecular function: oxidoreductase activity. NCBI's taxonomy places the organism in Eukaryota, Metazoa, Chordata, Actinopteri, Beloniformes, Belonidae. The transcript has 5 exons.